AUGGCGCAGCCGGAGGCCCUCUCGCUCGCGGGCCGGCGGGUGGCGUUCACGACGCCUCAGACCACCGGCGGGGGCGGCGGGGAAGGAUACGGCGGCCGGCUUGGCGCGCUGCUGCGGCAGCGCGGCGCGCACCCGCUCCCCGUGCCUACCAUUGCCAUCCGCGCCCACGAGCCCGACCGCCUCCGCCCCUACCUCCUGCCCGGCGCUCUCGACCCCUUCACGGCGCUCGCCUUCACAUCCCGCUCCGGCAUCGCCGCCUUCUCCCGCGCCCUCCCCUCCUCCUCCUCCUCCGCCCAGCUUCCCCUCUCCGACGCCGCCUCCGCGCUCCCCUUCACCGUGGCGGCACUCGGCAGCGACGCCGACCUCCUGGACGGCGCCUUCCUUGCCAGGCUCUGCCGCGACGCCGGGAGGGUGGCCGUCCUCGUCCCGGACGUCCCCACCCCCGCCGGCCUCGUGGAGGCGCUGGGGCGCGGGUCCGGCCGCCGCGUGCUCUGCCCUGUCCCCGACGUCGACGGGCUCCGCGAGCCGCCCGUCGUGCCCGACUUCCUCGCCCGGCUCGACGCGGCCGGGUGGACGGCCGUGCGCGCGCCGGCGUACACCACGUGCUGGGCCGGCCCGGGCUGCGCCGAGCGGCUGGUGGCCCCGGACGCCGCCGCGCCCGACGCCAUCGUGUUCACCAGCUCGGCCGAGGUGGAGGGGCUGCUCAAGGGGUUGGACGCCGCCGGGUGGAGCUGGCCGCGGCUCAGGGCGCGCUGGCCGGACAUGGUCGUGGCCGCGCAUGGGCCGGUCACCGCCGAGGGCGUCAGGAGGCUCGGCAUUGAGGUCGACGUCGUGAGCUCGAGGUUUAGCAGCUUCCAUGGGGUUCUUGAUGCUCUCGCUGCAACAUUUUGCUCUCAACAAUUUAAAAUUAGCUCCAGGUUUAGUGCUGGUUCACAUUGA
Molecule: messenger RNA, 939 nt
Organism: Triticum turgidum subsp. durum (durum wheat)
Lineage: Eukaryota; Viridiplantae; Streptophyta; Magnoliopsida; Poales; Poaceae
Source: the annotation of a GenBank genome assembly